GCUCUUUCGUCACUACUCCGCGCCGCUCUCCAUCCUGCUGAGCGCUAGUUCGUUCCAAAAACCUCAGAGUCUAGACAACUUUUAACGUUUCUACAAAAUGUCUUUCGUUGAGGGUGAAUCUUCGGAGGGCUCCCGUACCGGAGCGUCAAAGUUGGAAAGCUUCUUGUUCAGCUGCGAGCUGUCCUCUAAAGUACUUUUCUACACUUUUCAAGGAGAUGCGGAUGAGGAGGACGAGGACAUGGAGCACUUCCUAGAGCUUAGAACUGUUUGCCUUGGUGAGGGAGCCAAGGAGGAGAGCAACGUGGUGGAGGUAACCGCCAUGAACCACCUGGGAAAAACAAUCUCAGUCCCCAUAGCCAACCUCCACCUCAAGUGUCUGCCUAUGGUGAACCUGGGAGAGUUUGAGCUGAAAGCCCCAGUUACUCUACGCCUUAAAGCUGGAACGGGACCAGUUUCUGUUAGUGGCCUCCACCUUAUUGCCUCACAGUAUUUUGAAAUGUCUGAGGAGGAGGAACAAGAAGAAGAUGAUGAUGAUGAGGUGGAAGAUGAGGAAGAAGAGCUGCCAGCUGUCAAACCAGCAAAGAAGAAGAAGAAUUAGUAGACUGUGAGGACCCCUGACAAAAGUUUUUUUCUACCUGAUGGACAUCUUUUCCACCUCUUUCACACUAUGUGAAUGCGGCAGAUCAAAACACGCCACCAAAGAAGCCGCUCCCCAACCCUCUAUUUUCACCUCAUCACAAUGGAGAAGACAAUUAUUUGUAUAAGUGUUUUUGAUAUGAACAUAUUUCCACAUUUUUUACUGUAUAUAUUAACAUUUCCACUGUAAGGAUUUUACUGCGGCGUCACUGGUGACAAAAACACGUCUACCACCAGUAGACGCUAAAUCUAAGAGUUUAGAAGAUUGUCUUUGUCCUGUUCAUGGAGGAAAACGCGUUCUGAUUCAACCUGAAUAAAACAGUUGGUUUGUAUGCAGUUUAAUAAAUGCUUGUUGACUAUC
Molecule: messenger RNA, 997 nt
Organism: Cyprinodon variegatus (sheepshead minnow)
Lineage: Eukaryota; Metazoa; Chordata; Actinopteri; Cyprinodontiformes; Cyprinodontidae
Gene: npm3
Product: nucleophosmin/nucleoplasmin 3
Exons: 5
Coding region: 98-598 (166 amino acids)
Biological process (GO): chromatin remodeling
Cellular component (GO): cytoplasm; nucleolus; nucleoplasm
Molecular function (GO): RNA binding; histone binding; chromatin binding
Source: RefSeq, a predicted model, not a curated record